AUGCGCGCCGAGGGCCGCAAGGAGGAAAAAGACGCAUGCGGCACCGGCAGCCGCCAUCACGAUCACGUGACGGCUCGCUUCGACAUCGACGAGUUGUCAUGCAUGAUCUACGCGUACAACUCUGACGAAGUCGUGUCGGAUCCGCCACUGCUGGCAGCUCCGAUCCUGGAGAACUGCAGCGAGCAUUCGGGCGAGACACCAAAGCCGGAACGAGCAGCCUGCCUGGCGAUUGCAGAGGAGGUUACUUGCCUUUCCCAGAGCCUGCAUCUCUGUUCGCUGAGCGAUGUGCAGGAGGACGUGGCGUUGGAAGAUGUAUCGGACCGGUGCUUGGUGGCCUCGGAGCGCACCAAGGCGACACUCUGGGGACCAGAACUCCGGCGUCUCAGCGCUGAGCUCACGGGGCCCUCGAAGCCAAGGGCUCCUGCUGCCCUGGCAAACGCGUCGAUACAGCUUGCAGCUGUAGCCGAGGGUCUCCGGCAGGAGCCGGGAGCCGGUGUGUCGCUCCCCUCAACUGAGCCGCCGUCCCCGCCACCAGGCCCCGCGGAGGCAGCCACCCCAGCGAGCUAUGCGCAGCUGCUGCGCCAGGUGGACCAACUCCAAGGCGCCCUGGCGCGCGAGAAGCUCGUCAGCUCGUCCCUUCAGGCCGAGAUCGACGCCAUGCGAUCCCUGCGCGGCACAGGGCUGCUGAUAUCCUGA
Molecule: messenger RNA, 696 nt
Organism: Symbiodinium sp. CCMP2592
Lineage: Eukaryota; Dinophyceae; Suessiales; Symbiodiniaceae
Source: the annotation of a GenBank genome assembly